CUUUCCCAACAUCAGUACGGAGAAGACGGUGACGGACAUCGGCACCACGGGGUCAUGGAUAGAGAAAGUGGUUUCACCUCGAGGAGAAAAGUCCAAAGAGUGAAAGACAAGAUGGCAGAGCAGCAUGCCAAGCCCAAAGUCAGCCAGGGUGUGGCUGCAGAGCUGAUGAAGAAACACUACAACCUGACUCCCUCAGAAAUGCGCUAUCUGCCCAGCUACGAUGACCAGAACUUCUAUGUUGCGACCGCCGAAGGGGGCCAGUAUGUGCUGAAGAUUAUGAAUUCGGAGGACAGCAAGGACCCCACCCUGUUCGAACUGCAGACUUAUGCCAUGGCCUUCAUGCAUGAGAAUGGACUUCCUACCCAAACAGCUCUGAGGACAACCACGGGACAGGACAUGUUCCUGGAAGACAUGGAGUCAAGUGCACCAGCAGCAGCAGCUGUCUGUCAGCCCCCAAGUCCCCCUGCCCCUGAAUCAGCCCCAGUACCCCCACAUGAGGAAAGAGAUUGUGGCUAUGGCUUACAGAAGUACUUGGUGCGCCUGUUGACUUAUUUGCCCGGAAUCCCUAUUUCCAAGGUUCCUUUGUCACCACAGCUACUUCAUAAAGUAGGCCAGACGGCAGCCAGAGUUGACAACAUCCUCAAAGAGAUGAAACAUCCUCAACUUUCAGUGCUGCAGAGGGAAGGGUUUAUAUGGAAUUUGUCAAAUGUUCUCCUUCUGGAGAAAUACAUGCACGCCCUCGAUGGAGACCCUCUCCAGGAGGUUGUGAAGUCUGUCCUCCAUCAGUACAAGACCUUCGUAGUCCCAAAAUACGCAAGUUUCCGCAAGUGCCUUAUUCACGGGGACUUAAAUGACCUUAAUCUGCUUGUGCAAGCUAAAGAGAGUAAUGGCCACAGGAUUUCUGGUAUCAUUGACUUUGGGGACAUGAACAUCAGUUAUUAUGUCCAUGAGCUGGCCAUCGCCAUCAUGUACAUGAUGCUGGAGCACCCCGAGCCCCUUGAGGUGGGUGGACCGAUCCUAGCAGGCUGGGAAAGCGUCUUUCCGCUCAACGAGGCCGAGAAUGAUUGUCUCUUUUGGUUGGUGUUGUCACGCUUCUGCCAGUCGUUGGUGCUAGCUCGUUAUUCUGUAACUCUGCACCCGGAAAACGAGGAGUAUUUAAUGAUUUCAUCGAAGAAAGGGAUUACGAUUUUACGUCGACUGUUGGAGAUGGGAAAAGAGCAGGUGGAAAAAAUCUGGUUCCAGACAGCUCUGCAGUUCAAAAAUUAGGGGUAUUUUAUUUGAACUAAGCAAAUUAUCUGCCAAUAGAACAAGAAAAUUCGGCUUGUCGAGACUUUCCAAAACAAGUAAAAUUAACUCACCUCAAUGAACCCCAAGAUACCUUAAAAUAAGUAUAUUCUCACUAAUAACAAGUACACUUUUCUUGGUACUUGAGACCUUUUUGCUCAAUAUGUUGAAAAAUAUUCUUAGAUUAAGUAAAUGCUAGUGUCAUUAUCUUGACAUAAUGAUAUGCGCUCGGCAUCAUGAUUUUUUUUUUCAUGCUUGAAGUAAGAAAUGAUUACUUUAAAAAAGUAGUUUUAUACUUGUGAGUGUUGAUGACACAGCUUUGCAACAGUUGAUAUUCUAGUUUCAAGCAUGUUUUACUCAAUAUAGGUCAUCAAAUCUCAGCAACAAGCUGUAAUAUCUUACUGAGAUAAUUUAGGACCAAAACCCUUAAAACAAGUAAAACACUCUAACAUAAAAUCUGCUUAGUGAGAAGAAUUAUCUUAUCAGACAGAAAAUAAGAAAAUGUCACCCUUACUUGAGAUAUUUAAUCUUACUUAGAUUUCAGUUUUUGCAGUGUGUACAUUAAUUUAACUUAAUUUGACAAUAACAAUCAUAGAAAUAGAUCAAAUUUGCUUUUGUCAGGACCUUUGACGAUGGCCUAUCAAGAGCACCAUCCACUGGUUUUAAAUCCCAGGGUUCCAAAGUACUGUACCAGACUCCCAGGGAGGCGCAGUUGACAUGGUAAGAGAGUAAAAAGCAAGAAAUAUUUCAAAAUGUGCUUCGGAAAAACAGUUUUUGAGCGAGUAGGGAAAGAGUAGGGACCAAAUGAGGAGUCUCAAUUAAAUGUCAGUGUAAGUGUGGCUUGACUGCCCAGUCUGACCAAUUUAUAUUAUAUGUACAGUUGAAACUCAAACAGUUUGAAUAUCAUGCAAAAGUGUAUUCAUGUCAGCAUUUUAACUUCAAAUGUGAAACUAAUAUUUGAUAUGAACUCAUUACACACAAAGUGAGAUAUGUCAAACCUUUAUUUGUUAUCAUUUAGAUCACAUGUAGAGCAACUUCUUCUACCAUGGGGAAAAUUGGGGAAUGAUAAACAACAACUAUGUUCACUCCAAACAUGUGACUUUAGCAAGCAUCUUGGCACUUCCCAGCAUACCUUGCGGCAUCUUUUUGUAAAUAGUAGCUCAAAGUACAAUGUUUUAUAAUUUUAGUUUUUUUUCAUAUUCUUUUUUUUAUUAUGAUUCUUACUACUUAAGACCUACCAUAGCUUGCCACACUUUCAAAAAACUGUGCUUUAAACAUCUGUAGACUACGUGAAGCAAACUGAGCAACUUCUAAGAAAAAUGCCGUGUCCUAAGAAGAGAACUGGACGUGUCCCUGCACCUUUAUCUUUCUGUUGAUGGAGUAGACCAACAAAAGGGUUUCUAAAGCAUGUGACACAAUCGACUUUAGCACAGUUGCGUUUUUAUUGCACUUGGUUAAACAUUGUCUGGCUUUAAAUCCAAGCGUCUCUAAAUUGCAGUGCAUUCAUUCCAUUUAGUUUUUUUAAACAAGGGCAAGUGUUUGUUAUUGUUUUUUAUUUAACUUAAACCGGAACUUACCGUAUUUUAAAUCCAGUAAUUAAAGAACACAUAACUACUUAAAGGCCUACUGAAACCCACUACUACCGACCACGCAGUCUAAUAGUUUAUAUAUCAAUCAUGAAAUCUUAACAUUGCAACACAUGCCAAUACUGCCGGGUUAACUUAUAAAGUGCAAUUUUAAAUUUCCCGCCACACUUCCGGUUGAAAACGGUUUUUUAUGCUGACGUAUGCGCGUGACGUCAAGGGUUGGUACGGAAGUAUACGGACCCAUUGAAUCCUAUACAAAAAACUCUGUUUUCAUCUCAAAAUUUCACAGUAUUCUGGACAUAUGUGUUGGUGAAUCUUUUGCAAUUUGUUUAAUGAACAAUGGAGACUGCAAAUAAGAAAGUUGUAGGUGGGAUCGGUGUAUUAGCGGCGGACUACAGCAACACAACCAGGAGGACUGAGAGAUGGAUAGCAGACGCGCUAGCCGCCGAGCUCACCUUAACUUCCUCCGUCUCCGGGCUGCCAACCGCAUCUGUGAUCGGGUGAAGUCCUUCGUCGCACCGUCGAUCGCUGGAACGCAGGUGAGCACGGGUGUUGAUGAGCAGAUGAGGGCUGGCUGGUGUAGGUGGAGAGCUAAUGUUUUUAGCAUAGCUCUGUGAGGUCCGGUUGCUAAGUUAGCUUCAAUGGCGUCGUUAGCAACAGCAUUGUUAACCUUCGCCAGCCUGAAAAGCUUUAACCGUGUAGUUACAGGUCCAUGGUUUAAUAGUAUUGUUGAUUUUCUAUCUAUCCUUCCAGUCAGGGGUUUAUUUCUUUUGUUUCUAUAUGCAGUUGAGCACAAUGCUAUCACGUUAGCUCGUAGCUAAAGUGUUUCGCCGAUGUAUUGUCGUGGAGAUAAAAGUCACUGUGAAUGUCCAUUUCGCGUUCUCGACUCUCAUUUUCAAGAGGAUAUAGUAUCCGAGGUGGUUUAAAAUACAAAUCCGUGAUCCACAAUAGAAAAAGGAGAAAGUGUGGAAUCCAAUGAGCCAGCUUGUACCUAAGUUACGGUCAGAGCGAAAAAAGAUAUGUCUUGCACUGCAUUCUAGUCCUUCACUCUAACGUACCUCAUCCACAAAUCUUUCAUCCUCGCUCAAAUUAAUGGGGUAAUCGUCACUUUCUCGGUCCGAAUCUCUCUCGCUCCAUUGUAAACAAUGGGGAAAUGUGAGGAGUCCUUCCUCCGGUGAUGUCACGCUACUUCCGGUACAGGCAAGACUUUUUUUAUCAGCGACCAAAAGUUGCAACUUUAUCGUCGAUGUUCUCUACUAAAUCCUUUCAGCAAAAAUAUGGCAAUAUCGCGAAAUGAUCAAGUAUGACACAUAGAAUGGAUCUGCUAUCCCCGUUUAAAUAAAAAAAAAAUUCAUUUCAGUAGGCCUUUAAAAAGUAUGGAUUAAAGAAUUAUCAGGGAUAUUUGUGUAUGUUUAAAACGCUACGAUAGCUUUAGUAUAAAUCCACUGACUUGAUUACAAAUGUACUGUACAUUGCAAACUUUGACAAACUCAAGCCAAGUAUGUGAUUCAUAACAAUGAUUUAUUUUUUCUUUCUUUCUUUUUUCGGAUCAUAUACUGUAAAUCCGCCUCUCAGAAAUGUAAUUUAAACAUGAACUAAAGACGUAUUAUAUUUCAAUGAUAAACAUUAAUACAAGAAUUAUGUGGACUCGGUCUCUUGAGCCAUAUUUACAUAUUCCUAAAAAAUGAUGAGAAAGAAUACAUUUGCUUACAACUUACUCAGUCAAGGUCAUUCCUCAGUGCUCAAUUUGUACAGUAAUUAAAAAUGUAUAUUGCUACGUUUGUACUUAAUCACGUUUUUAAAUAAAAAGUGAAAAUAUCUAAAAUAAUUUCUAUAUUAAGUCUAGAAAUGCUGUGUGUGUUCAUUAUUGCCUGAGAGUGUACAGUAUGUGAUGGACAAUAGUAACUUAACCUAUAAAUGCUGUUAUAUGUCGGAAACUCAU
This is a messenger RNA of Entelurus aequoreus (snake pipefish), 4812 nucleotides long. RefSeq names its product hydroxylysine kinase, tandem duplicate 2 (gene hykk.2). Gene Ontology annotation, molecular function: amino acid kinase activity. The record is from RefSeq and is a predicted model, not a curated record. Bases 55 to 1266 code for a protein of 403 amino acids. The transcript has 6 exons. Lineage: Eukaryota; Metazoa; Chordata; Actinopteri; Syngnathiformes; Syngnathidae.